UUUGUGCUAUGUUGUUUAAUAAUAGUCAAGUUUUUCCGUGUACUAUAAGUAAAGCCCAUAAAUACAAGUGUACAAGUGUUUGUCUUCUUAUUUCCCGUUUUUGAUUUCUAUACCAUUUUUUACCACAAUGGCAAUGAAAUGUAUGUGGUAACAUGAACUGGCCACAAAUACAGAUAAACACAAUGUGCUUCAGCUAAUAACAAAAGAACAAUUAUAAUUUUUAGUGUCUUUAUUGAACACAGUCAUUAAACACUCAAAGCUCUGGUGGAAACAGUCAGCGAAGCUUGGAUUUAAUAACUGGUUGAAGCUCCUCUGAAACCAGCCCUUCAGUAGCUGCUGAUCAGAGCUGCUCGGUGUUCAGGAGGAAGUUUGGACCAUUCUUCUUAUAGAGCUGCUUAAGCCAGACAGAUUCUCUGGGUGUCUGGUGUGAGCAGCUCUGAGUUCAGUCCACAGCAUCUCUACUGGAUUCACAUCUCUCUUCAUGAGUCCACCAUACACACAUCACGGAGCAUGGACUCCUGUUGCCAUGGACACCACAGAGGAAACUGCUGCUACUGGAACAUGUUUGAUGGACUGAUGAGACUAAGGUUGAACUGUUUGAAGAACAUCAGCUCUAUGUGUGGAAACAUGGCUCUGCACAGCAACAUGAAAACAUCCUCCCACAGAUGGAGCAGGGUGGAGGGUGCAUCAGGAUGUCUGUUACCUGCUUAUGCUCAGGAGAAGCUGCUGAUGCAGCAGCAGGAAAAUGACCCUCAACAUCAGAGUAAAUCCAAUAAAUGUGUGUAAAUUGUUGUGUUAUUGAAUCUUAGAUAAAGAUCUGAUCAUUUAUUGUAAGGUCUUGAACUUACCCUAGAGUGCCUUGAGAUAAUGGCUUCUCAUAUGAAAAGGUAUAAUGAUCUGGAGUUUCUUGUUAAAAUGGACUUAUAACAAAACAAAACCAGGGGACAUAUUCAGGGGUGGACAGUAACAAAGUACAUUACAUUUCAGUACUGUACUUAAGUAUAUUUUUAGAGUAUCUGUUUUUUACUUGAGUAUUAUUUUCUUUUGUAAACUUAUGACUUUUACUCCACUACACUUAAAAGACAAAGACUGUACUUCUGACUCCACUACAUUGUACUCGUUACUUUGAGUCAGAGGAGGGAAUUUUCUUUUAUUUUGAAAAUGUAACAGACCUUACAUUGUGUUCAUUACAGGAGAAAAACCCAUCACAGCCAACUCCUCCACUGUCAGUCAUGUUGUACUGCUGCAUGUUUGAACCGCUCAGUUUGAACCUGUCAGUUUCCUAAUGAUGGCUAAAUCACUGAUAAAGAUGAGGCCGAAGAUUCUUCAAGUCCAUGUACAGAUUUUUUUAAUUUGGUGUCUAAUAUGAAAAAAUUCAUCACUACCUACAGAAAUUUGCCAUCUAACUUUACAAAGCAUGUCGGGGCAUUAAAUGUUUGUUAAUUUCCAGAUGAACAGCUUGAAGUUCAUUUUGUUGAUUUAAUUGUGUUUUUAUGGCCAUUUCUAUCAGCUUUGUAUCAUAUUCUACAAGCUUUAUAUUCUACAGGUUCUACAGUCAGGCAGUGCAUUCAAUUAGUUGUUUCAGAGUCAUUAGAUUCUGUAAAUGUGGAACAAUACAACAAUGUGAUGACGGAAAAAAAAAAGUGUUGAAUACUUGACUUUUUUUAAAAUCAAGUACUCCAGGACUUUAAAUCAAGUAAAAUUUUGACUGAACAAUUCUCAUUGGUAUCAGGUAAUAUUUGACCAGACGUAUCUAUACUUUGACUCAAGUAAUGCAGCUUUUUACUUUGUCCAGCUCUGGACAUAUUAUAUCCUGUUGGAUGCUACACAUAGGUCAACUCAGGUCUUACUGCUGGGCAGCUGGUAUAUCCUACAUACCUUGAACGCAUCGAAAGAAACACACUGUGGCUCCGUCAUUACGCACAUCGACGCAGCCGGCUCGUCCAAUCAGGUGAGGAGUCUGAAGCUCAGGAAAGAAGCAGAUGAUAUGGCAGCUUUGAGAGCGACCAGGUGGAACUUGCUUUGUUAAAACGGCCAAACGUGUAAAUAUGAAGACUGUGUGACUCGGACUCCGCGUCAGAGCAGCUGCUCGAGAUGAUUUACUUAAUGCUCAUUUCCGCGUUGUCCGGAGCAGUCGUUACGUUGAUAUUACAGUUCUUGCUGAUUUACCGGAGGAGCCCCGAGCCCGUGAGCAGGACAGUGCAGUAUGUCAAAGUAGUGCCUGAUAACGCGCUGAAGGAUUACUUUAAUACCCAACAUGCCGAACCAGGACAGCAGCAGCAGGACAGCACGACAUCUGCUGCAGCCAAACAGCAAGAGGCCGCCUCAACGCGGCAGCAGGAAGCGGCUGUCACCGGCGGCAGCCCCAAACAACAGCCGCCGCCGCCUUCACAAAGCGAGCCCAUUGAUGCAACCAAACCGGAGACGUGCAAUUUCUUAAACGCUAUAUUCCUGUUCCUGUUCAGGGAGCUCCGUGACACCCCCGUAGUCAGGCACUGGCUCACCAAGAAGAUCAAGGUGGAGUUUGAGGAGCUGCUGCAGACCAAGACGGCAGGUCGGCUCCUGGAGGGACUCAGUCUCAGGGACAUCUCCCUGGGUAAUUCUCUGCCGGUCUUUAAAACAGCUACACUGAUGAAACCGGCGCAUUUAAACGAGGACGGCAUGCCCGAGGAGCUCAACUUCGAGGUGGACCUGGAGUACAAUGGCGGCUUCCACCUCGCCAUCGACGUGGAGCUGGUGUUUGGGAAGUCUGCCUACCUGUUCGUGAAGAUGAGGCGCGUGGUGGGGAGGUUGAGGCUGCAGUUCACGCGCAUGCCCUUCUCCCAUUGGUCCUUCUCCUUCCUGGAGGACCCCCUGGUGGAUUUUGAGGUGAAAUCGCAGUUUGAAGGGAGACCGCUGCCCCAGCUCACCUCCAUCAUAGUCAAUCAGCUGAAGCGAGUGAUCAAGAAGAAGCACACCUUACCCAACUACAAGAUCAGAUACAAACCCUUCUUCCCGUUCCAAGUGCAGCCUCUGCUGGGUUCGGCCUGUGAUUUGGACCUGUCAGUCCAGGACAGCAGGCUGGUGGAAGGCCGACUCAAAGUCACCCUCAUUGAAUGUAGCAGACUGUUCAUCCUGGGCUCCUACGACAGAGAAACACAUGUUCACUGCACCCUGGAGCUGAGCAGCAACCAGUGGAAGGAGAAGACUCGCAGCUCCAUCAAGCGGACGGAGGUCAUCAAGGGGCCAUGUGGCAGCGUGGGGAUGACCUUCAGGCAUGUUCCUGCCACUGAGGGCGACGCAGUCCACGUCAGCAUUGAGACGGUCACGCCCAACUCCCCCGCACACUUGGCAGAUCUGCAAAAGGGUGAUCGCCUCAUCGCCAUUGGAGGUGUCAAAGUGACAUCCUCAGUUCAAGUGCCCAAACUGCUGAAGCAGGCCGGAGACAGGGUGUUGGUGCUGUAUGAGAGGCCGGUUCGUCACCAGACUUCCUCUUUGGGAACCUUGGGAACUCUUCAGGAAGGGUUUGGGCAGCUUGAGGAAACAGGUUUUAUUCCCCAGCCUGGUGGUUAUGAGGAGGACCCAGCCCCCAUAACCACCCUGUCUGACAUGUCCGACAGCAAAGACAUGGACUCUGAGUUUGAAGAGUUGAUUGUGGACAAACCUGGCCACACUGGUGGCCCUAACAACAGUACCACAAAUACCAGUGACACUAAGGAGGAAUUCUUGCUCACAGUAAACCAAAGCCCCAAAAGGACUGUGGCCACCUUGGCCUCUAAGCCCCUCGGUACCAUAUCACCCAUUCUCAACCGCAAGUUAAACCUGGUGGGUCUUCAGUCACCACUCAAGCCUCAGCCCAAAGAGUCACCAAAGCCCUCACCACAUAAGACCAGUAGUGAUGCAGGGGAGGGUCUGCAGCGCCCAACAAUUCCUCCCCCACCUCCUCCCUCUCGCCCCCCAGUGCCACCAAGACCUCAGAUAAGGUUGACAUCAGCCUCCUCAGAAACCAGUCUUUUAGAAGGUGUUGACUCUGUCACAACUGCUACUGCUGCUGUUGCUCCUGUUGUGACCAACACCACCAGUGCUUCUGAAAAAUCUCCAGAAAAAGCUCCUCUCUCUGGAGCCACAGAGGACAAGGCUGGCACUGAGAAGAUCUGUGUCAAACAGGCUGAGGCAAAGCAGUCCACCAGACCAGCAGAGUCCACUGAUGAGCUGCCAGUCCCCCCCACUGUGACCAGCAGCAGCAAGGCUGAUCAAGCAAAGGACAAAGCUUCAGAAAGCUCAUGCAGCACACGGGACAGUCUGGAGGACCACUCCAUCUUGGAGUCCCCAGAAACCAUGUUUCGUAACCAGACAGCACGCUGGCCCAAAGCCUCUAUGGUGUUUGAGGUAGAGAGCAACCACAAGUACCUUAACGUGGCCUUGUGGUGCAAAGAUCCCUUUAAGCUGGGUAGUUUGUUGUGCCUGGGUCAUGUCAGCCUCCAGCUGGAACACGUAGCCCUGGAGUGUAUGGCCACAUCUUCAGCAGAGUACCAGAGCACCUUUAGGCUGGGGCCUCCAGAGCCCAGAGCUAACGUCAGCCGCACCGCAUUGCGCAGCCUCAGCUCCCACAAAGGCUUCAACGAGAAACUGUGUUACGGAGACAUCACUCUGAACUUCUGUUACUUGGCUGAGGGGGACUUUGAGUAUCCAGGGGGGCUGGUGGAGAGGGAGCGAGAGGGGAGUCUUCAUGACGAGGAUCUAAAGGAGAGGGAGCGGGAGCAUGUCCCCUCUGCACCACGUGAUGACUUGGCCUACAGCACCAUGCAGGUGGAGGUUCGUCACAACUUCCAGGACACCCAGUUCCAGAACCCCACCUGGUGUGAGUACUGCAAGAAGAAAGUUUGGACCAAGGCAGCCUCUCAGUGUAUGGUCUGCGCCUACGUCUGCCACAAGAAGUGCCAGGACAAGUGCCUCUCUGAAAACCCCUUCUGUGUGGCAGCGACUGAACGUCGUGGAGCUGACCCUGAAGCCAAAUCAACCAUAAACCGGGCCACCACUGGCCUGACACGCCACAUCAUCAACACCAGCUCCCGCCUGCUUAACCUUCGCCAGGUACCCAAGACUCGGCUAGUUGAACAGGUGGCUGAUGUGGUUCCUGGAGCGGUGGAGCCCUCACCCAAGCAUACACCCAACACUUCUGACAAUGAGAGCAGUGACACUGAGACCUACACCAGUGGUGCCAGUCCCUCCAAACAGCCUGCCAGCAGUGGUGGCAGCAGUAAACUUGUACGCAAGGAAGGUGGGUUGGACGACAGUGUGUUCAUUGCUGUGAAGGAGAUAGGACGCGACCUGUACCGGGGGCUGCCCACAGACGAGCGCUCCCAGAAGCUGGAGCUGAUGCUGGAUAAGCUGCAGCAGGAAAUUGACCAGGAGCUGGAGCACAACAACGCCCUCCUGCUGGAGGAGAGGGAGGCCACAGAUGCCCGGCGCAAGGCCCUCAUCAGUACUGCCCUGGCCAAGUCUGGGGAGAGACUGCAGGCCCUUACCUUGCUAAUGAUUCACUACCGGGCGGGCAUCGAGGACCUGGAGUCAGUAGAGAGCACCUCUCCUUCAGAGCAGCAAGGCUUUAAAGGAAAAGGAGAGGGUCUGGAGGAGGAGGCCCUGAUAGGAACAGAGGUCUAUGACAGUGACAUCUGCAGCCCUGUGGAGGUGCAGCUGUUGGAUGACAUUACUGAGGAGCAGAUCUGUGUGGAAGCUCUCCACUGAAUAAGACUAGAGACAGAAGGAAGAGGAUUGUUUGGACUCAUGUCUCCCUGCAGAACUGUGUCCUGUUUAGAUAAUGGUGGGGAUGGUGUUAAUAGUGGGGAAGUGUGGUUCACUUCAUUCUGAGGAGAAAACAAAUGUUGGUUAAAGGAAUCUCCUCCUGACAGAUUCAUGGUGAACGUGUCAUUGGUGUUUUGAUUUGCACAGUGUGAUGCCGUUUCCAUGCUUUUCCAUGUGUUUCUGAGUUUUUAAAGGGAAGCUCGACAACUACAUUAUCACCUGCCCUCAGUAGUGCUGCACGUUUAUCCUCUACUUUUGCUUUUCUGUGGCUUCAACACCUCAUUGUAAGCAUUGGGUUCAGUUCACCGUCCUGUCUGUAACUGCUUCACCAUGAGGACUUUGGAAGAUGUGCACUUUUCUUCGGUCGACUGAAUCAUCGAGGACAAUGUUGAAUAUUUGCUUGUUGUGAACACUACAAAGGAAAAGCAGGUUUAGACCUCCAAGGACCUGAAGCAGUCACACAUAUCUUUUUUUUUUUUUUUUACUGUGAUAUAUUUGGAUUUCAGAAGUGACUUUCCCUCCUCACUAAGCUCUUUGGGAUUUCAGCAGCUGCAUAAUUAUUAGUGGAACCUCGUAUAUAAUUUGCCUCUUCCCUUUGGUCUAUUUGUCUGUGUUAGUGAAGCCAAACAUCUUUCAGCAUUUCUUUUUUUUUUAAAGAUAUAUAUAUUUCCAUGUUUUGUUUUGUUUUGCCAAGUAAUAACGUUCUGUUAAGAACAGCCCUAACUUAACUAACUAACUAACUAAACUAAGGCACAUAACUAAUCUUGGGUGAAAUGUGAGAAAGGCACAUAAUUGUGUGUGUCUUCAUGAGUUGUUUUCAUGAAUGAAUGUAUGUUCAGCCCUUUCUGUGUGACUGUAUAUACAGUAUAACAGUUUGGCACCACCCGUCCCCACCCUCCACUUCCUGGCCUGUUACACUGCGACACCGUACAUCUCUUCACUCCAGAGAGACUGUGGAGAAUAACUGCCUGUGAAGAGAAAGUAUCUCACUCUUGUGUAUCAAAGGAAAAAUGAAGAAUACCUAUAAUCUGUUUGGUGAUGUCCUUCUCUUUCUUUCUUUUCUGUCUUUAUCCUGAUGGUUGUUUUGCCAAGCAGUGAAGCAUCACAUAUUUCUGGCAGAAAUAUAAUUGAGUGUGAUUGUGGAUAUUCAGUGAGGUUGAGUGUGAUAGCUCUCUAAAACGAUCAGCAGCGGUCAGCAGGUGUUGGUGUCAGUGCAUCAGAAUUGGGACAUUCAAACAGGCGUACAGGCAGAACUCAGUAAGAGGAGAUGUACCAGUGCAGGGACAACAUCUGAUUGAGAGAUAGCUGCCAACCAGCCCUGCGUUCAAAAAACCAGAUUAUCAAACAAUAUCCAGGAAGCCUGACUGGAGUAACAGAAUCUUAUCAGGGGCUUCAACUGCAAGGUUUUUCCUGACAGUUACAAGGUAAACAGUAGAAAUAUGUUGCUCUCCACCAAGAAUGUACACUGUGCCAGCGACCCGCCCUGCUGGGUCACGCUGAUAUUAAAGGUUGAGCCAGUUUGAAAUCUUUUUUUUGCUAGAGACCAUGUGUUGACCCAGCUGGCCCCUGGACCACGUUUUUCAGCAGCACAACCUGGCGCCUUUAUAAACCAUCUCUGAGGGCUGUUGAAUGGCAUUUUUGGAAAAGUAGGAUCAAGUCUUGAACAUUGGACAGCAGAAUCUAGGCCUGUCCGGCACAGGCAGUAAGCACAGGUGCAAAACUUUUUUCUGUCUAACCACAAGAAUGAGUGCAACACCAUCAAGUUCCUGGAGUUCAGCCUGUGAACACAUUGGAUGACACAUCAUGAAAACUCCAACCUUUUUAGCACCGAUACCUUUUUUUGUUUCCAACUACAUUGUCAUGGACCAGUAUACUCCAACCCCUUCAUGACUGAACGAAAGAAUAAGUUUCAUUAAGAAAUAAACAAAUUAACUCCACACUGUGUUUUUGUUUUUUGCCCAUUUGAACGUGGUAGUUGCAGCAGUCGUAGGAACAGCACUCACAGAUCAAGUGGUCAGCUGGAUGAUGAUGGUCUGCUGACCUGUUAAGAGCGUGGGAUGGAGUGACGAGGAAAGAUGCACCAAGUUACCUGAAACACAGCACAUAACGGCUUAAAAUGUUCUUUAGUCACAUUGUUUCCUCGUGGCCUGAUGGAGGCUGACGGUGGGAACCACCACCUUGAGGGUCUUCUUGAGAUAACUUUAGAUUUUCUUGGGAAAAGUACAAAAGACCAAACAGAGAAUUAUCUAAUGGGAUAAGAGCCUUGAUCCCUGGUGACCUCGGGGUGGGUGUGGCCAGCUGAAGAGGAGCUCGUCAGUUUGUUUUGUUUGGUUGAACAACAGGACAAAGUCAAAAAAGAAAAGAGUGUGUGUGACAGCUUAAAAAGAAAAGGGCCAAGGACGUAUAAUACAUUACAAACAUGUCAUUCAUACGCUGCAUAGCAAGAGCAUCCACAGUCGGUGUGCUUGUUGUGUGGACAUGUGAGGAUCCACACAAACCCUUAUGGACUUUACGCCAGAGACGAAGUUACGUCACGUGGACCCCUUUGGACAUGUGGACGUGGAAGGCAUGAAUUGGCUUUGAUUGGAGGCAAAGGAUCAUUCCCCGUUCUUUUCAGUGUAAUAGAUCUGUUAAUCAUGUGGAUAUUAGCUUACUGGCUGCUCUUGUCAAUCUCUCUCAGUCACUGAAUAUUCAGAUAUUUUGUGCAAUAUUUUUGUAGGAAAUGAAACUGAUUAUCAGCAUUGAAUCCCGGUGUCUGUGUUUUCUCUUCUUUUCUCUUGAAACUGUGUGUUGUGUGUGACCAUCUGUCUCUGAGCUGAGGUUCUGGAGACCAGUGACAACCUCAGAGGAGGAGCUCCCGCUGUAAACCCUCCUCUGGCCUGACAGGCUCUGCUUUCGCUGCUGCUGCUGCUGUUGUUGUUACUAUGUGCUCUUCUCAGAACUCAUUAUCACAUGCUUCUGCUGCCCCUCCCCCAGCCCUAACCUUUAAAACUGCACUCGAAAUAUGACUUACCCACCACAGCUUUCAGCAGGUCAAGGUGGUAUUUGUUUCUUUUUCGUGUAUGUGAGGGAUAUAGAACAGUUUUCAAGAAGGCUCAUGUGAUGAAGCUUUAUUGUACAUAACCUGAAUAAACAAGCUCAAAUGAA
This is a messenger RNA of Seriola aureovittata, 8931 nucleotides long. It is a transcript of the gene pdzd8, whose product is annotated as PDZ domain containing 8. Gene Ontology annotation, biological process: mitochondrial calcium ion homeostasis. The coding region runs from base 2095 to 5727 and encodes 1210 amino acids. The transcript is spliced from 5 exons. Gene Ontology annotation, cellular component: mitochondria-associated endoplasmic reticulum membrane contact site. Gene Ontology annotation, molecular function: protein binding; lipid binding. NCBI's taxonomy places the organism in Eukaryota, Metazoa, Chordata, Actinopteri, Carangiformes, Carangidae. The record is from RefSeq and is a predicted model, not a curated record.